This is a messenger RNA of Sodiomyces alkalinus F11, 1831 nucleotides long. RefSeq lists its product as hypothetical. The record is from RefSeq and is a predicted model, not a curated record. The coding region runs from base 342 to 1376 and encodes 344 amino acids. The transcript is spliced from 2 exons. NCBI's taxonomy places the organism in Eukaryota, Fungi, Ascomycota, Sordariomycetes, Glomerellales, Plectosphaerellaceae.
GAGUAAUGGCAUUGGGUAUGAACAAUGGUUGGAAGGGUCCUGUCGUCGAUCACUUUUUGCGUUCAUUCUCGUCAGACACUUGUAUCACCUGACGUUUCCACUUGGAUCUCAUCGCCCCAAGUCGAUUCCAGCAAAUGCGUGACGAAACGCUGAUAUAUAAGAACCCCCUCCUCUCCUCCUUCAUCUGCUGCUCCUCUCUGCACUUCACCUUUCAUCAUCAACAACAACAAAACAACAAGAACAAUUAACAAAACCAACGGCGAUAAUACCCACUCAUCGCAACUCAUCAAGUUCCUUUUUUAAGAUACCAAAAAUAUACACGACCAUAAACACCAUCCAACAUGUCUAACAUGAUUCACAAGAUCAAGGACGCCAUGACGUCCGACAAGAGCUCCGAAUCCGACCCUGCUGGUUCCCACGGCCACCAUGAGACCCGCACCGCCAAUGUGGCUGACCCUCGCAUCGACUCUGACCGUGAUCACCGUUCUGCCCCGGGCUCCAACUUGGGCGCCGGCUCCACCCAAGGCACCGGUUCCACCACCGAUAACUACGGCAACGCUGGCGUUGGCGUCACUGGCGCGCCUGGCGGCUCUGGCACCACCGGCACCACCGGAACCACUUCCACUGGCGCAUACGGCAGCUCCAACACUCGGGAUGGCCCCCACCAGAGCGGCAUGGCCAACAAGGUUGACCCCCGCGUCGACUCGGACCGUGACCACCGCGGCGCUCCCGGCAGCACCACCGGCACUUCCGGUCUAGGCAGCUCUACUCGCGGCGAGAACACCUUCGGCUCCAGCACUACUGGCACCACUGGCACCACUGGCACCUCCGGCGGCUACGGUACCUCCGGCACCACCCGCGGCGAGAACACCUUCGGCUCCGGCACUACUGGCACCUCCGGCACCACCCGCGGCGAGAACACCUUCGGCUCCGGCAACACCGGUAACACUGGCGGCUACGGCAUCUCCGGCAACACCGGUACCUCCGGUGGUUACGGCAGCUCCGGCAACACCGGUACCUCCGGCGGUUACGGCAGCUCCGGCACCACCGGUACCUCCGGCGGCUACGGCAGCUCCAACACUCGGGCUGGCCCCCACCAGAGCGGCAUGGCCAACAAGGCCGACCCCCGCGUCGACUCGGACCGUGACAACCGCGCUGCCCCCGGCGCCUCUAUGGGCGGCAAUCAGUUCAACAGCGGCGCGACGGCAGGCGGCCUCGGCUCUGCUGGACACACCAGAUCCACCAACCCGGGUCCCGCCCCGAACACGGCCGGUCCUCACAAGCAGGAUAUGCUGAACAAGAUGGACCCUCGCGUCGACUCCGACCUCGACAACUCGAAGACCAUGGGACAGGACCAGACAUUCUCUCGCCCGUAAGCCACACACCAAAAUACACACACACACACACACAGCAUCCCGAGGCGGCGGCGUGACCCUACACUUUUUUCUUUUUUUUUUCCUUUUUCCCAUGGGCACCCAAUCAUCAAAAACUUGGUGCCUCGGUGUCGCUGCUCUUUUGCGUCUUGUCUAGUCGCCUGCCGUUUCUUUUCUGCAUGCACUUUGUCUUUUAGCGAACGAAAAGAAAAAAAAGGACCCGAGCUCGUCGACUGACAUGGAUUUUUCUUCUCCUUCGCAAAGGGCUGCCACGUCGCAACGGGAUCCCAUGGACGCUGCUCAAGUGCCGCCUUCCGUGAUGGCCGAACAUCGCGGCGAGCCAGCCAUUCGGCAUGGAGACCCUGGGCAUAAUCGCGCCCGGAGGAAUAGCAGCACCACCCAUCAGGAGAUGUAUCGGGGGAUAUAAUGCGGGUUGGGCUACUAUGUCUGCGUCCUUU